Molecule: messenger RNA, 2228 nt
Organism: Talpa occidentalis (Iberian mole)
Lineage: Eukaryota; Metazoa; Chordata; Mammalia; Eulipotyphla; Talpidae
Gene: CATSPER2
Product: cation channel sperm associated 2
Exons: 14
Coding region: 99-1709 (536 amino acids)
Biological process (GO): monoatomic ion transport; transmembrane transport; fertilization
Cellular component (GO): CatSper complex; membrane
Molecular function (GO): calcium-activated cation channel activity
Source: RefSeq, a predicted model, not a curated record
UGGGCGGGGUCGACGCUGCGAGCCGGAACUCGGCAACUGUAGGUCUCCCACCGCCUCAGCUCACUGCUUCGGCCGGCCGACUCCCUCAGGUGCAGGACAUGGCCACUUAUCACCCUUAUCAGCGACCAGGACACAUGCCACUGCCCAGAGCUGAUGCCAUUCGUUCGCGCCUUAUUGAUACUUUCUCUCUCAUUGAGCAUCUGCAAGGGAUAAGCCAAGCUGUGCCACGGCACACUAUCAAAGAGUUAGUUGAUCCUGCCCGUCAGAAGAAAGUUAUGAUGAGAGAUCAACAUCAACUUGUGCGCUUCUCCAUAAAGCCCCGUCAUGUAGAACGGAUUACACACAGUAAGAGAUUGCUGAGCAGACUCCAAGUGCGCUGCAAUGAGAGGCCACCUCUUUGCUUGUGGGCUGGAUGGGUCCUUGAGAGUUCUAUCUUCACAAACUUCAUCAUCUUCCUCAUCUUUUUGAAUACAGUCGUACUGAUGGUUGAAAUAGAAUUGCUCGAAUCCUCAAAUACUAAUCUGUGGCCACUGAAGCUGACUCUGGAGUUGGCAGCUUGGUUCAUCUUGCUUAUUUUCAUCUUGGAGAUCCUUCUUAUGUGGCUCUCCAACUUUUUCCACUUCUGGAAGAAUGCCUGGAAUCUCUUUGACUUUGUUAUCACCAUAUUGUCCCUGAUUCCAGAAGUUGUGGUGCUGGGAGGGGUAGAAGGUCAGUCUGUAUGGCUCAAGUUGCUGAGGAUCUGCCGGGUGCUAAGGUCUCUCAAACUCUUUGCACGGUUCCGUCAAAUUCGAGUCAUUAUUUUGGCCCUGGUCAGGGCCCUCAAGAGCAUGACCUUCCUCUGGCUGUUGCUGCUCAUCUUCUUCUAUGUUUUUGCCGUGGCUGGUGUCUACUUCUUCGAGAGUUACACUCGUUCACCUCGCCAGGACCUGCAAUACCAGAUGUUCUUCUCGGACAUACUGAAUUCCCUGGUGACAGUGUUCAUUCUCUUCACUUUGGAUCAUUGGUAUGCACUGCUUCAGGAUACCUGGAAGGUGCCUGAAGUCAGCCGUACCUUCAGCAGCAUCUAUGUCAUCCUCUGGUUGUUACUUGGUUCCAUUAUUUUUCGAAAUAUCAUAGUAGCCUUAAUGGUUACUAACUUCCAGAAUAUCAGAAAUGAGCUGAAUGAGGAGAUGACACAUCUGGAGGUUCAGCACAAAGCUGACAUGUUCAAACGGCAUAUUAUCCAGAGGCGGCAAAACCUGCCAAUGGAGGGACAGAGGUCAAGCGUUAGCAAAGCCACUGUCAGAAAAGAAAGUCAAGAGGAAUUAUCACCCAUAUCAGAAAUACCUUCUCAAGAAAUACCUACUGAAAUGACUUCAGAAACACCUCCAUUAAAAUCAAAAGUGCCUAUGUCAAAACCAAAAAAGCCUGUAUCUUCUUACUCCACGGAUCCUUCCUCCCCUCGAUCAUCAUCACCAUCGUCAUCAUCUUCAUCUUCCUCUUCUGAGUCCAAAUUUUGGGACUCUAUUGAUAACUUGGACUGGGAGACUCAUGUGCACCAGAAUCUGCCUGGACUAAUGGAAAUGGAUCAGGAUGAGCGAGUUGUUUGGCCUAGAGAUUCACUCUUCCGAUAUUUUGAGUUACUAGAAAAACUUCAGUAUAACCUAGAGGAGCGUAAGCGGUUACAAGAGUUUGCAGUGCAGGCACUGAUGAACUUGGAAGACAUGUAAAAUGACAAUGGAUGCUUCCAUGUCUUUGGCAAAGAUAGCGAAGGGGAGAAAUGGAGAUGGAGAAUUCAAAGUGUAAAUGUCUAAUAAAUACUGCUGAUAAUUGCGCAGUGGUCUUGUCUCUGAGAGACGGGAUACUGAAAGGUACAAGGUCAGGUGUAAAGUGACCAGUGCCAGUGGAGCCUGUGGUUCUUGGCUUUCUACUCUUACUGCAGUUCCUGAGCCUGACUCUUACCUUGACUCUCACCUCUCCUUUCUUGCAACUUUUGCUUCCUGAUAAAGUCCUAAUUUCACCCUUUCCCUCUCCAGUGUGUACAGAACUCUCUUGGGAUGGUAGGAUGAGAGGAUCCCAGGAGCUGGUAGUGUGACUAAUUGAAAACUAUUGUUUCUGUUGCCUACUCUUUGACUACCACACAAAUUAAAUUAAUCAAAUGUCAUUUUUACCUAUUUCUGAGCCAAAAGAGAGUCCCUUUAGUCCAUUCCCUUACCACACUGUAGGAGAGUUCAAAUCAGUAAGUGUGU